GUGUGGAGAUGAGGGAGACUGAGAUGUGCUUCUUGCUUAUCACGAUUCACAUCGAGUGUUUUUCAGGCUUUGUUACCAGGGCAGGUUGAAUCCACAAUCAACCUUAACAACGGCUUCUGUUUCUUUUUUUCUUUUUGGCUUUCUGUCAUUAAUUUCAUUCUAAUUUUUACAUAGGGCCUUACAAUUUUACACAUUUUUUUAAGGACACUAUGGAAGCCAAUGCAUCUCGGGUGGAUUGUUGCUGCUGGCCAGGAAUAUGAUUUAUGAGCUUUGUUCUCAUGACAUACUCAUUAAGUCUAAUCAAAACAGGAAAGAGAUUUGAUUUGCCUUCAACUUUUUUCAUCUUCGACGAUUGCAGCUGCAGCAGGUACUUUUUGCACGUUUCGAUGCCGUCAUGUGGAGCAGAGAGAGCGCUUCAUCACUUCUCAUCUGCUUGCUGUCGCACACUGCUCUCUGGAAGACCAGGUCAGUAAAUGGCGAUGCCUCAUCUGAUGCCUUUAAAACAAACAUCACCCUGUUCACACGGAUACUGGACAGCCUGCUGGAUGGAUAUGACAACCGUCUGAGACCAGGUCUUGGGGACAGGAUUACUGAGGUGAAGACAAACAUCUACGUCACCAGCUUUGGACCUGUUUCAGACACUGACAUGGAGUACACCAUAGAUGUUUUCUUCCGACAAACCUGGAAGGACGAGCGGUUGAAGUUUGAAGGUCCAAUGAAUAUUUUGCCCCUCAACAACCUGAUGGCCAGCAAAAUCUGGACUCCAGACACCUUCUUCCACAAUGGGAAAAAGUCUGUGGCUCACAACAUGACCAUGCCUAAUAAGCUGCUAAGGAUCAAAGAUGAUGGGACGCUGCUGUACACCAUGAGGUUAACUGUGCAUGCAGAGUGUCCAAUGCAUCUGGAGGAUUUCCCGAUGGACUUUCAUUCAUGUCCUCUAAAAUUUGGCAGCUAUGCCUACACAAUCUCUGAAGUGACUUAUGCCUGGACUCUAAAUGCCUCUGACUCUGUAACAGUGGAGGGAGAAAGCUCACGCCUGAACCAGUACGAUCUGCUUGGACAAACAGUCGGACAAGAAACCAUCAAAUCAAGCACAGGUGAAUACACAGUGAUGACAGCACAUUUCCAUCUGAAGAGGAAGAUUGGAUAUUUUGUCAUCCAGACGUACCUUCCGUGCAUCAUGACAGUCAUUCUUUCCCAAGUGUCUUUCUGGUUGAAUAGAGAAUCUGUCCCAGCUAGGACUGUGUUUGGUGUAACCACUGUUCUCACUAUGACAACACUGAGUAUAAGUGCAAGGAACUCACUUCCAAAGGUCGCCUACGCCACUGCCAUGGAUUGGUUCAUUGCUGUCUGCUACGCCUUUGUCUUCUCAGCUUUGAUCGAGUUUGCAACUGUCAAUUACUUCACAAAGCGUGGCUGGGCUUGGGAUGGAAAAAGUGUUGUGACUGAAAAGAAAAAAGACAGGGCAUCUACGGUCAAGAGGAAUAAUGCCUAUGCUGUAGCAGUAGCCAACUACGCUCCUAAUAUCACAAAGGACUCCAGCACACUUCCAGCUUUCGCCAAAGGUGGUGCCAUGGAUCCUAUCAAGGCCAAAGGUGAUUGCAAAGCCCAAGAAAGCAAAAAGACAUUCAACACGGUCAGCAAAAUUGACAGGAUGUCAAGGAUUCUUUUCCCAGUUCUCUUUGGCAGCUUCAACCUUGUUUACUGGGCGACCUACCUUAACAAAAAACCCAUGAUAAAAGAUAUGGUUCCCUCAAAUUAGAGGCCAGGGACGGGGUCUGGUCUUGGGACUAAGAGACCAACGAAAUACCUCUAGCAACCAUGUACACAUGCCUCUGCAGAGUGAAGUCCUUGAACGCACUGUUAUCUUUAACCAUCCUGUUUUCUACACUGUCUGCAGCACGUUUGAAAGCGCCUGGUUUUUGUAAAUGUUCAUGUAUAUUUAUAUUUAUGGUCUCAGUGUGACAUCAUUUGUGAUUACUUUGAUGAGUGCACUUUUCAGUGAAAUUGUGUUUCCAGUUACAGUACGUGGCCACUUUACAUACAAGUAAAGUCAAAGUCAAUAUUAACAAAAAAACAAAAAUUUAAAUUUACAUUACUUUAAAAUGUUCUGGAUUUUCCUAGUAAUGACCACUCUGCUGGAAGAACAGUAUAUACUUUUAUUUUCAUUUCAAGGGAAUAAUCAUUUUAUAUUUGUUGUGUUUUUUUAGCCAUCAAAGAGUUGACUGAUUUUUUAAAUGUCCAAGCCGAUGCUAAAUCACACUUGUACAACAUUGUUACUGUAUAAAAGUUGUUUUCUUGUCUGUGACUGCGAGUAGGGGCUGCAUUUAGACACUAACAUCCAGAUGUACUGAAAUACAAGCCAACAAGAUUGUAAAAAAUAUAAAGGAAGCUGCCAAUUUAAUUUGCUUUUUUAUGUUAAAUAGUUCCACACUGCCAACUUAGAUUAGCGGUAGUACCAUUUCGGAUGAAAGGAAGAGCCAGCUGAUUCGCCGGCUGUAGAUGUAGAUUUGUAUCCUGUUCAGACCUAGUAUUAUCGUGUCUCCUGUGUGAUCCGAUCACAAGUGGCACUCUUAAGUAACAGCUGUUCACACCUGUAAUUAUCAUGCAUCUCAGAGGGCUUCUGAAGUGAACACUUGCGGUCAGAUCUCAUAUCCCCAGUCUGCAAAAACACAGAUCCUCUUUCUCCUUUAUAAUCUUUUGAAACAUUGUCAUAUGAUGAGCAAACUGUAAUGAUGGCUGAAUGUGGCUCAGUGACUGCAUUUCAUUGUUUCCUUGACAAGUCCUGGGUGGAUUUAUAUCUGGUGGUAAGGCUAUCCACUUGUCAUCCAUUAACUCAGAGGGCAUGUUAAUACCAGGUGUAAAUAGGGCCUUAAUUUGUCUGCCAUUUGGUGCUAGGUUGGUUUUUUGGGCACUGGAGAAUACAGUCAAGUGCAUUUUUUUAAAAACACAAAGCAAUUAGCCAUAAGAGGCUAAAAACUUAGAGCUGAAGAGUUAGGGGAUCAUUUUCUGGAAGUAAACUUUAUGGGUAAACCCUUUUGCCUUACAAACACAUUCAAAUCAGUGGUUUUAAUCAUAUACCAGAAAAAGUCAAAAGAUGUUUGUAAUAUUUUUAAAUAGCCCUGUAAUUUAUUAAAACAAUCACUGUGUUUACUUGUUGACAA
Labrus mixtus (cuckoo wrasse) is the source of this 3164-nucleotide messenger RNA. RefSeq names its product gamma-aminobutyric acid receptor subunit alpha-2-like. NCBI's taxonomy places the organism in Eukaryota, Metazoa, Chordata, Actinopteri, Labriformes, Labridae. The transcript is spliced from 10 exons. Gene Ontology annotation, molecular function: GABA-gated chloride ion channel activity; benzodiazepine receptor activity; GABA-A receptor activity. Bases 395 to 1762 code for a protein of 455 amino acids. The record is from RefSeq and is a predicted model, not a curated record. Gene Ontology annotation, cellular component: postsynapse; GABA-A receptor complex; dendrite membrane. Gene Ontology annotation, biological process: chloride transport; signal transduction; gamma-aminobutyric acid signaling pathway.